Spinacia oleracea (spinach) is the source of this 1773-nucleotide messenger RNA. RefSeq lists its product as uncharacterized. Gene Ontology annotation, molecular function: catalytic activity. Lineage: Eukaryota; Viridiplantae; Streptophyta; Magnoliopsida; Caryophyllales; Amaranthaceae. The record is from RefSeq and is a predicted model, not a curated record. The transcript is spliced from 4 exons. The coding region runs from base 1 to 1773 and encodes 590 amino acids.
AUGGUGAAGUUGUUGAGGUUGAAAAAUCUGAAUCCAGUGGUUCAUGAAUCUACUAUUGAGUUUUCUAGUGGCUUUGAAAUAGAACCAAAAGCUAAUAAUGAGGAAGAGUGUAGACAGGGCAAAUCUAAAAGAGUAUGGGUGCAGAAGGCUAAGCAAGUGCAGCCAGAUGCUACAUUGCAUACUACUACAAGUCCAGUGGUAGAUCCAGAAGGGUUUCAAAGAUCUCUAAGACCUAUUAGAGUCAGAACAUCUCCAAGAGAACCAAUAAGAACCUCCAAUGUAUUUCAGAUUCUUGAUACUAGACUGAAUGGAGAUGCAGGAGAAGGGGGGACCCUUCCCACUCUCAUGGAUAGAAUAGCUGCUUGGAAUGUCAGAGGCCUUAACUCACUUCAGAAGCAGAAUGAAGUUAAACACUUCAUUCAGAAUUAUGAGGUGGGGUUGGUGGGGCUUCUGGAGCAUAAGGUGAAGCUGCCUGAUUUGGGUAAGCUUUAUCAGAAAGUUUUUGCAAAACGGUGUUUCACCAGUAAUGCUAGCUAUCACCAUGGUGGUAGAAUAGUUGUUGCUUGGAAGGCUGGUAGUUUCAAUGUCAAUAUAGUUGCUGCAUCUAGUCAAUUUUUUCAUUGUCACAUUACUCCAGUUAGUGGUAUGCCUGCUUUUUUCUGUACCUUCAUUUAUGAUCAUAAUGAAGCUGGGUUGAGACAGGAUCUAUGGAGAGAUUUAAAUCUGAUUCAUACUGUUGCCCCUUGGAUUCUAUGUGGGGAUUUUAAUUGUGUCAUGGCCCAUGAGGAAAGGAUAGGUGCCCCUGUUAAGCAAUGUGAUAUUGUGGAUAUGUGUGGGUGUAUGCAUAGUUGUGGUAUGGAGGACUUGAAGAGUGUAGGUUUGCUUACUGUUUAUCCUAGAGUAAAUGGAGGAAAGAAGCCUUUUAAAUACUUUACUAUGUGGAAAUCAUCUCCAGUGUUUUCUGAUACUGUUAAGACAGCUUGGAACACUCAGAUUGGGGGGAGUAAAAUGUUUACAGUUGUUAGCAAGUUAAAAAAAGUUAAGUUUUCCCUCAAGGAAUUGAACAAGAUUGGUUUUACUGAUGUGCAUGCUGCUGAUUUGAAAGAUCACAAUGAGCUCAUAGAAGCUCAAGAAGCUAUGCAUAAAGAUCCCACUAAUCUGGAACUAGCUGAUGCUGAGUUGAGAGCUAUUCAGGAGUACAAAGGAAAGCAUAAGAUAUAUUUAGAGUUUUUGAGUCAAAAAGCUAAAGUAGCAUGGCUAAAAGAUGGGGAUGAAAACACUGCUUUGUUUCAUCAGAGUAUCAGAAGCAGAAAUUUGAAAAAUCAAAUUUACAGUAUUCAUGAUAUAGGAGGUGUAUGGAAGGAUAAUCCUACUAAGGUUGCUGAUGCCUUUCUAGAUUAUUACAAGCAGCUUUUGGGGAGAAAACAUGAGUCUAGAACUCCAGUUUUGAAAGAGGUGGUGCAGUUAGGUCAUGUGUGUCAAGCUCAUCACAAAGCAAUUCUGAAUGCAAGUUACACUGCAGAAGAAGUUAGGGCUGCUCUUUUUUCUAUUCCAGGAGCCAAGGCACCUGGUCCAGAUGGUUUUGGUUCUCAUUUUUAUAAAGACUCUUGGCACAUUGUUGGUGAUGAAGUGGUUGCUGCUGUUCUUGAUAUGCUGCAGCAUGGAAAGAUUUUGAAGGAGUUGAACCAUACAGUGAUUACUUUAAUCCCAAAAACCAAAUGCCCCAAAGAUGUGACUGAAUUUAGACCUAUUUCUUGUUGUAACACACUUUAA